Molecule: messenger RNA, 3693 nt
Organism: Drosophila sechellia
Lineage: Eukaryota; Metazoa; Arthropoda; Insecta; Diptera; Drosophilidae
Exons: 7
Coding region: 1318-2985 (555 amino acids)
Source: RefSeq, a predicted model, not a curated record
AAUGCAAUGCAUCUGCAUACCAGUAAUUGAUUACACUCGAGUGCUGGAUUAAUGGAAGCUCCAGCCCCGAUCAUGAUUAAUUGCAAAUUCAUUUUGAAUACGUUGAGCAUCAAUCACGAAAUUCCAAAUACGCCCCAUCGAAACAGCCCAUUAAAAGUAACCGCUCAUAAUGAUAAUCUUUAAAACUAAACGCCCGCACUGUCGCGUCAAAUGUAUCUGCAUUCAGCAGAAAAAUGGCAUUUUUAAUCUUUUUUUGUACUGACUAGCUCAUCAUAUUUUCCAUAGUCAGGCUUUAUUUGUCAAGUGCGCAAUUACUUAUAGCUUUUUUUUAUAUUUUUUUUUAUUUUUUUGCCAAGCGCCAACGCCAAGUGGCGGCAGCUGGGAGUUGCCAAUUUCCAGUUGGCAGUUAUCAACUGUGCAUAAUCAUACCAAUUGCAAUUGCAGUGUAGCUGGCGUAUGACGUUCGUCGCAGCAGCAAUUAACAAUUUUUAACCUUGUUGUGCAUGAUGCAUGAGGCUGUGAGAGCACGCCGAUCCUCCCAUGAUCCGCCGGCGAUGAUGUUGACGAUGAUGAUCAUAGCGAGUGGAGGUGAAGAUGGUGACGCUGAGAUGCAGAUGCUGGCGCAUAAAAAGCUGCUAAAUGUUUUCGAGUGCUCUUCUAUUUCGCAAUUAAAUCGAUUUCAGUUUCGAUGCAUUCCGUGUUUGCAAAUUGCGAGACAUCAUCGACCUCAAUUUGCAUAAUCGAUUGGUGAUUGCGGCGACUGGCUGACUGACUGUCGUUAGGUAUUAUUAAUUAUGAAAGUGUAUUCGACUUUCAGUGAUGGCCCCACGGAGACUAUCUUAAUUUAUAGAUCGUUGCUGCAAUCCGAUAUUCUCGUUAGCAUUUAGCGCGACUUCACAAAUCUGCGACUGCAAAUGGAUCUGUGCAUUUCGCAAGUGCAUUUUCCAUAAUCUGUAAUGGCGUUCAGCACUCGGCCCGUUUAAUUACUCAUUUAAAAUUAACACAAGUUCCCCAAGAGCUUGCUCAAAUGCCUCGCAUAACAUUUACCCUGUUACCCACUGCAACUGCAGUCGCAGCAGCAACAUCACAAGUGCAAUCAGAGGAGCGUGACUUCGCUGUUUGAUUGUUGCUGCAAAAGUGAAGGUUGAAAAAGCUGGAAAGGCGACAAUUAAUGCUCUGAUAAAGCCAAAGAAAGAUGCAACACGAGCAGCAGCAGCAUUGGAUGCAGCAAAUGCCGCAGCAGCAACAUGCAACAGCAGCAAUUUUCAGCCGCAAGUGCAACAUCUGCCACAGUCGCCGCGCGAAUUUCCGUUAAUAAUGUUGUCAAAGCGUUCCGAUGCGUUGAUAAGCGCUUUCGUUUUGACGCUCUAUUAUGUGGGCGUGGCCGAUGGGAACGACGCAUCCGACUUUGUGACAAUGGGCGAUCUGCGGAGGAGCAGGCGUGGCCAGUCGCAUUUCUCGCGUCCCGGUGGCAUGAUAAUGGAGGGCAUUGGAUUCCAGUACAGCAUGCGAUAUCAGCCGGGAUUCCACCUCCACAAAUUGGCCCAACAGCAGGCGGAGGACGGGGGAAUGGGCGGUAUGGAAAAUCCAGCUGAGACGGAAGCACCAAUGCCCAUGCCCACACCCGGAACACCACCACCUGAACCAGCUCCCCCCGAGCCGGAGGAACCAGAGCCCACGAUACCCAUGCGUCCGACGACCAUUCCAGUGGAGGAACCUUCACCACAACCACCCACAAUGAUGAUGACCACUCCGAGUGGUUCGCCAGAGAUGCAGCCCAGUUCUAAGCCGAAGCCCACUGGGAAGCCCUCGAUGAGCCCGCCAGUGCCGACGCCACCAUCCAGCACCAAGAGCUCCAUAAUGCAGCCCCAUCAGACCCUGAAGAACAUCCUCUUCGGCUCGCCCAUCGAGGCGAAUCUCAUCCUGAAGAAACCCAAUGCACCGCGCUCGAAGGGCAAGGGCUUCCUCAGUCUGUUCGAGGUGAUCAAGUUCCCCAACACGAAGUGCAUCGUGUCCAUGGGCGACAUCCGGAGCAUGGAGGGCGUCUGCUACCACGAGUUCGAGUGCAAGAGUCUCGGUGGGAUUCCCACCGAGAGCUGUGCCGAGGGCGUGGGCGUCUGCUGUGUGUUCGUCAAUGGAUGUGGCGAUGUCACCAGCCAGCAGAUCCUCUACUUCGAGAGCCCCAACUAUCCAAAUGCUGUGCGCGAAAUGAUGAUCUGCGUCCUAAUCAUCAAUGUGAAGAAGGGAGUGCAGCAAUUGCGGCUGGAUUUUCAGAUGUUCGAGCUAAGUCGCCCCAGCAAUGGUGAUUGUGUAGACGAUCAAUUUAUAGUCUCCGGCCACAAUACCAAUUUCCAGAUACCCAUACUGUGUGGCAUCAACACGGGCCAGCAUAUUUAUAUCCAUGUUAAUGACUCAAACGAGGGCAAAGUGUAUCUCUCGGUGUUUAUGAAGGUCUCGGGAGGAGGACGUUCCUUCAAUAUAAAAGUCACUCAGGUGAACGACAAUCUGGCUCCCAAUAAUUGCCUGCAAUAUUUCCCCGAAGCUGAGGGCGUAAUAAAGUCAUUCAACUAUGAUACGGAUGGCUCAAUUGUGGAUAACCGAGAGGCUACCUAUUUUAACAAUUUGAACUAUGCCAUAUGCCUGUCCCGAUUGAAAAACGUGUGCAGUGUGGCUUAUAAUACCGAACAACUUGGCGGUGAUCAACCCGACUUUCAAAUCAUCAACAAAGAUGAAGGCGAGAACGAUUUGAUCUCCGAUGGCCAGGCGGGAGCUGGCAUCUUCAACUGUCCGGACGACUUCAUAGCCAUCAACUCCGUUCCACUUUGCGGUGAGCGGUUCAACGAUGGCCGGGAGAGCGACGACUAUACCAUCCAUGCCACCGUCAGGGAUACCGCCGCCGGUCCCAUCAUCCUGCCCUUCCGAACCGAUGCCGAGUAUGUGGGUCGCGGCUUUCGCCUGCUCUACAGACAGGAACUGUGUGCCUGAGAUCCCGCUGCGAUGUGCAUGUCGAUCACUGGUUCACAAGAUGCAUAUGUUCCGACGUCUUUGGGUCUGACUUCAAUACUCCGUUGUUUUGGGUUAGAUGCACAGUGGGAAAACUAAUUGUUUUUCAUUUUCUGUGAGAUAACUUAUAUGUUCAACAUAGUUUCAAAUGAUAGUUAAUGGAGUGUUCUAAAACACUUUUCAAAUUUUAUAUUUAUUGGAUUUAAUAUGUCUAUUUAUACCUAGAAAAGUCUAGCCUCAUUCAGAUUAAAGUGACUUGGCAAACAUUAAGGUGUCUCUAGUGAGAAAUACAUUUUUUCUCAGUGCACAUAUGGAAUUUAGCACGCUUUGGUCAACUGGAGGGCAUCUGAGUUGGCAACUUCGGAUUAGGAUUGCGCGAUGCGGUGCUGGGUCGAUGGGAACGACAGUUUCCGUUCCCGUUCCCAGUGCUGCCCCCGUGUUAAUGUGUUUUGUGUGAUUCGAAGCGAUUUGGUGGCUUAGUCUUGGCGCCGCCCACCCACCGACUGGGCGGUCCGCGGGUUCGUAGUUCACACACCAUCCGAGCCACCAAAACGCAAGGGACCCGAUGAAGUCGAUUGGUGUUGGUGUUUGUUGACAGGUUUAUUUUAAAUUUUCACGUCUCGCCAGGGCCAGUAUAUAUGUAUCCGAAAGAUACUAUGACGAAAUCUAUAACUCGCCGCAUCGCCAUCG